Molecule: messenger RNA, 3483 nt
Organism: Diplodia corticola
Lineage: Eukaryota; Fungi; Ascomycota; Dothideomycetes; Botryosphaeriales; Botryosphaeriaceae
Product: transcription factor tfiid complex
Exons: 3
Coding region: 1-3483 (1160 amino acids)
Biological process (GO): RNA polymerase II preinitiation complex assembly; transcription by RNA polymerase II
Cellular component (GO): transcription factor TFIID complex
Molecular function (GO): RNA polymerase II general transcription initiation factor binding; histone acetyltransferase activity; RNA polymerase II general transcription initiation factor activity
Source: RefSeq, a predicted model, not a curated record
AUGCCGCAUGCCGUCGACCAGACCGAGGAGAACGAUGAUCUGCUCAUCUCCCAGCUUCUCAACGCCGAUCCAACAGAGAACCGCUUCGAAGGCCUGCUCAGCGAGAGGAUAGACAGCGGACCCAAGGCAGACGAUGCCGUCGAUUACGAGGACAUUAGCGAUGAUGACCUUGCCGAGGAGGAGGUGCCGAGCCGAGAGAACGGCGUCCAUGACGACGCUGCUGGUGCAGAUGAUGAUCUCAUGGAGGGCCUCUUUGACGACGCUCCCCACACACAGGACGCUGAUGCGGAGAACGAUGGUUUCGACGACCUCUUCGGCGACGCACCUUCGUCACCCCAACCGGAACACGGCCAAGACAUGCACGGCGGCCAGACCGAUAUCGUACCGGAUGGUGGUGCUGUCUCGGGAACAGGGCCCAAGCAUGUGGAGUCACCCCCUUCAACGCAGGUCCCAAAGGUCGAAAGCCCUGAGAGCAUGCGGGAGCUUGCUAGCUUCGAGGAGGUAAUGGAAGAAGACGUCAUGGUGGACGAUGACGAGGAUCCGGAGAUCAGGGAACAAAGGGAGCUCUUCGCGCAGGCCCAAUCGCGCCUUCGCAACGGUCCGGUUGUGUCAGACUUGCCGCCCGCUCCGCAGACAGAUGCCGAUGUCUUCCAAGCCAUUUGGCACAACUACGAACCCGGAGCAAUCCUCCGGUUUGGAGAGAUUCUUCCUCACCGUCGCGCGUACUAUGUUCCCAAGACUCCGCUUAAGCCACCGAAGCCAAUUGCACCAAGCAAGGUCAGCUUGGAGCUGCAGCAAGAUCAUGAAAAGUCCUUCAAGCUUCCCCCUACUGCAGCUCCUGCCCGGAAUGCACGUCAGACUGAGCUGGACCAGAAGGGCGUCGUUACCGUCACCGAGGCAGACACUGGUGAGAAGAGUGACGAUGAUGACGAUAUCAGGCUCGAUGAUUUUGACGAGAACGAGAAGAUUGGUGGUGUGACCUGGCAAGAUUUGCAAAUGCUGUGUGAUGACUGGGACGUUCGAACCCCCGAUAGCCUGUCAGAUGCUGGAGACGCUCAAGAGCUGGGUAACACUGACGAUACGCCCUUCACCGGCGAUUGGGACCACGAAGAGCGUGCCCGUCCGACUAAGAGACGCAAAACUGCUGGUAUCAAUGGAAGCCUUCCGACCUUCCAAAAUAGCUUCCCCAAUCUUGAGGAACCCGAGGCUGCCACAGCUAAGCUAGCGAGAAAGGUGGCCAUCAACUUGAAUGAUCCGGAGCUACUCAUCGACAUCCAGCAACCGGAUUCCACUCGCAAGAAGUUCCGAACUCACGAUUUCCGUCGGGAUGUCAGCGGUAGCCUCACCAAAUCUCUCUUCCAGAAGUUCAACAUUUCCAACGACGAGAGUUAUGAUAUUCUUAAACAUAACAAUCGCGAGAAAGUCCGCAACAUCACGAACCUCAAUUCGCUUGAACACAGCUUGCCAGCAGUCAAGCUACAGUAUCCGUUCUACAAGCUCGCGCUUGGCAAUCGCGAGACGAGGUCAUUCCACAGACCCUCUCUUGCCGUCUCUCAUCCUGGCCACGUCAUCAGGUUCGACAAGCCCAAGUUUAAGAAGAGAAAGCAGUUCAAGGGCCAGGACCCCAAGAGCGUAUACGCCUCAUCUGAAGACUUGUCCAUGGCAGACAAUUCCAAUGUGCUCCUGCUCGAGUACUCUGAGGAAUAUCCCACGGUUUUGUCCAAUUUUGGCAUGUGCAAUCGGCUGAUCAAUUAUUACCGCCGCAAAGACAAGGACGAUACGUAUCGACCGAGACUUGACAUUGGAGAGCCUGUUGUCCUCACUCCUAACGACCAGAGUCCCUUCGCCAUCUUCGGAGAGGUCCGUCAAGGCGAGACGGUGCCAACCCUUCACAACGGCAUGUUCCGCGCACCUGUUUUCCAGCACGAGACGAGACCAACGGAUUUCCUUGUUGUUCGGAGCCAGACUGGUACCCACGGGACCAAAUGGUAUCUUCGCAAUGUCGAGAGCCUGUUCGUUGUCGGGCAACAAUUCCCGUCGCAGCAGGUCCCUGGCAUUCAUUCGCGAAAGGUCACCGACAUCAGCAAGCGGCGUCUUAAGAUGCUGUCGUAUCGGAUCUAUACGAAGAGUCUCGACCAGAAGAAGAAUCCCAACGUGAAGCUGAGCAAUAGUUAUAUUCAGAAGCACCUUCCAGGCAGUGAUAUCGCGCAGAACCGAGGCAAGAUGCGCGAGUUCAUGCAGUACGACAAGGAAACCUCAUCGUGGAAGCCCAUGCCAGGCGAAACCGUUCCAGAUGAGAACCAGAUGCGCGGUUGGAUUUCUCCUGAGGAUCUCUGCUUGGUUGAUGCCAUGCAGGUUGGCGUACGCCAACUUCAUGAUGCUGGGUUUGCAACAGACGACGCCAACCCCGAGGACGACGAAACAAACGAGGCACAGCAAUUGGCACCCUGGAACACCACCCGCAAUUUCCUCGAGGCGAGCUCGCGGAGGGCCAUGUUAGAGCUGCACGGUAUCGGUGAUCCUACCGGCCGCGGGGAGGGUAUCAGCAUGAUCAAGACCUCGAUGAAGGGUGGCUUCAAGCCCCAAGGCGAAAGCGCUAAAGACAAGAUGGACGCCAAGGCACUGAAGGAGCUUGGUGGCCAUAGUUACAAUGUCCGGAAGCAAGAGCAGGAUUACAAUGCCGCCAUCGAGAAGGUCUGGGAGGCCCAGAAGGCGAGCUUGACCUCGACAAUUGAGCACUCAGACUUUGAAGAUCCCGAUGAUGCCGAUGCCGAGGCGGUGGAACAAGACACAUCGUUCAGCCGCGGCAGGACACCACAGUCGCAGUACGGCACACCUGCGACAUUCAACCGCCGUGACGACGAGACGACGAGUCAAUACACGAGUCUCAGCACCGCAAGUCAAUCGAAGAACAAGGUUCUCAGGAUUAUUCGCAAGGUUCCGAAUAAAUAUGGCAAGAUGGAAGAACAGGAGGAAAUCAUCAGGGAUCCGAAUGUUGCCAAGGCAUACGUUAAGUUCAAGAAGCAGCAAGAGAUCAACGCAAUGAAGUUGGAGCAGCUCAAGCCCACCGGUGACGAGGAGGUUGAUGCACGCCAACGCAAAAGACUUAUGGACGAACUUAGCCGCCUUGAGCGCAAUAAAGAGCGCCGCCAGGUUCGUGAGAAGCAAAAAGCAAACAUGCGGAACGGCGGCGACGGUGACUCAAAGGGUACGACUCGCAAAUGUGCAAACUGCAACCGUGCCGGCCACAUCAAGACGAACAAAAAAAUGUGCCCGAUGCUUAAUGGCAUUGCUUCCACGGUCGACGAGCUGGAGAAGCUGGAGAAGAUCAGUCCCGGUUGCACACAGCCACCGUUCAACAAGCAAAAGAUAGCGACUGCACAACAGGCGCAGCAGGCCUCGGCAACCCAGGCACCAGUGUCACAGCAAACCUUCUCCGACCUCUACACCCCUACCUCUGCUGAUGGUCCGGGUCUAAAUUAA